AUGAACAACGAGCUCGCGUUAUCGGCUCCAAACGGGGCAAAUGCCGAGAAGGAUGCAGGCGCAACAAAUUUGAGUACCUUACCGACGGAUACCCCGAACACUCUGGCAACGGCAACAAUGAAGGCACCUCAAUUGACAAGACCAGUCCUUGUAACCUUCAUGGAUGGAAGCUACUAUGUCCGGGUUUUACUCACCCAGUGGGCCGUUGCCUACGCUGGCAUGCUCUCCACGACUCUCCUGUUUGCUCUCGACAACAAAUUCGCCCCCAACAUCCAGCCAGCCAUCAUCAACGACUUUGGCCACCUCUAG
Messenger RNA from Colletotrichum abscissum, 309 nucleotides. RefSeq names its product major facilitator superfamily transporter. Bases 1 to 309 code for a protein of 102 amino acids. The transcript has 2 exons. The record is from RefSeq and is a predicted model, not a curated record. Lineage: Eukaryota; Fungi; Ascomycota; Sordariomycetes; Glomerellales; Glomerellaceae.